GUCAUUCGUAUUUUGAUUUUGGAUUAGCUUGAAAAUAAAAUUGUAGAAACGAAAUUUAUUAGAAUUGAUAUGUAUCUUAAUGAUAUAUACUUACGUGUAGAUAUUUGAAAUGGCUUGGCUCGCUGACCUUGCCGGUAAAGCGGAGACGCUGCUUAAUAACUUAGAUGAGCAGACAGGAGCCGCACUGCGAAGCAAUGGUCCAAGGAGGAGACAUGAAAGGGAGUUGCCUGUCCCCAUUGGGAACCGGCCAGCAAGUCCGAGUACACGAUUUCCUUUAUCAAAGGCAACACGAACUGAAACAAAACCAAAUUAUCUCUCUAGAAAACCAAUACUGUCUUCUAAACCAUUAGACCAAUCAAGCAAUCAAUCAAAUCUUAAUAACUAUAAAAAAGAAAGGUCUAUGAAGGUUUUGAAUAAACCAACCCAUGACAAUGAUCCUGAAAAUUUUGGUGGUGGUGCCAUGCCCAGUGAAUAUUAUGGAGUCAGACAUAGAAGAUCAAGUUUACCAACAACUAGAGAACUGUUGUAUCAACAAAACUAUGCAUAUGAAAUGAAUGAUGUAAUGGUUGAAAACACUGUAUUGAAAAAUGAACUCAAUGUUUUACAUAAAGAGGUAUCCCAAUUGCUUGACAGGCUGGGGCAGACGGAGGAUGGUAAUGAUGUAGUUAGUGAACAAGAGCUAUCAAAAGCGACAGUAAAGCUUAAAACAGCAGAGCAAGCGAGCCAGCAAAACCAAGUAGACAAAAUAUCUCUUUCUGCCCAGUUUGAGGAGUUGAAAAUGAAAAUACACGAGCUCACGGUCACAGAGAUGGAAAGGCAAAAGCAGCAAUGUAAACAGCUGGAGUUGGAAGUGGAGCUGAUGAAGAACAGAAAUAUGGAGCUGGAAAAUCUUGUAAGACAGCUCAACAAAGAAGCGUCCGAACACGAGUCCCACCAAAUCAAAGCCGAGAAAGAUAUAAAACACGCACAAACAACGAUAGACGAACUUCAGUCUGACCUAGAGAAGAGUACAGCGGAGUGUAGAAGGCUCGAGGCGGAGUGGGAGGCCUACAAGUCGAGGGUCAAGAGUACGCUCGCGGCGAAGGACAAGGAAAUCAAGCAGUUGCAGCAGGGACUCAAUUUGACUGAAGAUACUAAGAUUUUGAUUGAGCAGUUGGAAGUGUUGAAGGAAGAACGAGAAGAAUUAACGGAGUUAGUGGCAAGCAUUCGGCGUGACAGCAGAGAGACUAGGCAGCAUGUUGAGGCACUAGAGUCGCGCUGUGACGCCGCGGAGCGCGUGGUAGCCGCAUUACGGGAGGCGCUCAAAGACGAACGGAGUCUCAAAACGCGCGCUGACGCGCAGGUGGCUGCGCUUACUAAGGAGCUAAAAGCCCUCCAAUCCGAAACCAACCAAACGCUCUUCGCGCUCCACGCGACCCUGCGAGAAAAGGACAGCGAGAUAUCCCAUCUGAAAGAGAUAGCUGCGCACAGCGCCGACACUAGCGCCCUCAACGUGGCGGAUUACGACGACCAGGCGAGCAUAGACCACGAGAAGAUACAUUACCUAACGCAGACCUUGGUGCAGAGGCAGGGGAAGAUUGACUCGCUGCUGGCGGAUAAUAAUAUGCUGAGGAUACAGAUGGAGAAGUUGGAGUGUAAAUAUAAGUCGGAGUUGUCGGCCCUCCGCACAAGAAACUCGCACAGCGUGGUCCAACUGCAACACGAAGAACGAUCCCGACGCACGCGACAAACCGGGUUCUUCGGCGGCCUUUCGGUCAGGAUCGGACACAUGUUCCGAUACCCGGUGUUCAGGAUGUUUGUGCUGUUCUAUAUGCUGGGUCUACACUUCUGGGUUAUCACCGUGCUCCUCACAAGCACUCCAGAUGUUUUCAACAAAAGCUUAAGAAAAGAGAACUUAGAUAGAACUCAUCCAUUCCAGACUUAAGGUCAACCAAGGAGAUCUUGCGUCACUAAAUAUCUUCGAGGCAUAAAGCACUGGUCCCACCGCGAGCUAGUAAGCUAUGAGCUAUCGGCUAUAAAAACAAACAAAAGAUAAUCACUCCCGUGUAAAUAAAAGA
Leguminivora glycinivorella is the source of this 2057-nucleotide messenger RNA. RefSeq names its product golgin subfamily A member 5-like (gene Golgin84). Lineage: Eukaryota; Metazoa; Arthropoda; Insecta; Lepidoptera; Tortricidae. Gene Ontology annotation, cellular component: Golgi membrane; Golgi cisterna. Gene Ontology annotation, biological process: Golgi organization; retrograde transport, vesicle recycling within Golgi. The coding region runs from base 110 to 1924 and encodes 604 amino acids. The transcript has 9 exons. The record is from RefSeq and is a predicted model, not a curated record.